AUGUGUCUGUUCUUCCGCAUGGGCGGCUACUGGAUGCGGCUGGUGCACGGGCAAGCAGCGUUGCUCAGGGAGCCAGGCAUCAUCCGCGUCAGACGUGGAGCGCCUCCAGCACUGGCCCUGCGCGCGAAGGAGGAAGCCUGCCGACUCCGACUGGAGCACGUACUCGGGGACGCUACGCCCGUGGAGGAGGAGGAGGACGAGCGGCUCCCCCGUCCGGGCGCACUCAGAAAGAAACAGACUCCGUUCGAGUUGUUCAGGGCAGAACUGCGCCGGACUGGCGCCAUCACGGGCUCCAACAAAUUCAGCGUCGCCUUGGGCAUGGACAUUCGCCGUCGUUUUGCCCAGUUGGAUGAACCAGAGCAGGCCUACUGGAGACGCCAAUCGGAUCUGUCGGCGUCCGAGGCCGCCAUGAAUAGGGCGUUCGCGACAGAGGCAGCGGCAGCGGCGGCGCGGAUGCGGGGCGCCGACGAUGUCCACAGCGUCCCAGCUCUACUGCCACGGCUGUCGCUGCCGCCCGCAGCGCCUGCGGCCGCACUGGCACCUCUGCCGCCGUUCCCGCCGCGGCUCGCCGCGGACGCAGCGGCGGCAGCGGGAGAUGCGAUCGCGGCGGUCGCAGACGGCGGCCAGGGCGCGAUCGCUGCGGCGGCGGCGCCGGCAGCGGCAGCCGCCCCCCCCGCGGCAGUGGCGGCGGUGGCCCGAGCGUUGCCCAUCGUCAGCGCUCCCUCGAUGGCGCCAGACGGCGCGGCCCAGCUUCCCAUAAGCGUCAGACUCUCCCGCCCGCCGCUCACCGCCCCAGCGCUUGACGACGCCUUGGCCGCCUGGAAAGUCGCCGGCCUGAACCGCGCAGGAGUUGCGGCUGGUUUCCGGGCAGAACACAGUUCGUUGACGUCGGGCCGUGGCGACAUGCACCCCAGCUUCAUAGCCGAACCGUGCAGCUGCAUGUGUCGCAAUCACGAUCUUGGAGCCGAGCCAGCUUUCCUUCGCUUGCACGACAAUCUUCGCCGAUGCAUCGAAUCGCAGGCGACCCGGUCGGAGGUCGGGGCAGGAUCGAGCCGAAUGCCGCCAUCUGCCACGCCUGGCCGCGACCUCUUCUUGGCGGUCGAGUUGUUCGGUCGGGGCAAGUCCGUGUGUAUGCAUUGGGCCUGCUUGCCGACAAAUUCCAAGGCAGCAGGGACCGUCAAGGCCCGGGUCAAUCUCAUCCCUAUGGAACCCAACGUGGCGUGCACGUCAGUCGGCCACGCCAUUCACGCCGGUGCUCAUUUCGCCCCCAUUGCGUCGGCCACUGGGCACGUGCCGUCUACAGCUUAUACGUCCUCGCCGUUCGAUGAGGUCCUUCAGCAUGCUGUGGCCGCUUGGGAUAUGCAGACGGAGGAUUCAUGGUCUGCCAGGAUAGUGAAGCAACUGCAGGCGGCACUUGAUGGUGAUUCGGUGGGUGUGUCGAUAACCGUUCAGCUUUGUGAAACGGCCUUGGUUCCUGAAUCGAGAUCUCCGGACGUGGUGAAGGUGAUCCGCGGGGGCUCGGUCACUACAGUGACUACGCGUGCUUCGCGGCCAGCCACCAGAGCGGAUGAUGCUUCAGAUUCGGACGCCGAUGUCGACUACGUGACGGGCGUCGCAGCGCGGGCGCCGCUGCCGCCAGCGGCGCCCGUGGAGCCACCCGCUGGCGGAUGCGGCGAUGGCGUCGGGGGCGCUGCUGCUGGGUUGGAUUGGCUUGCCUCGGAACUGUCGGCGCUGCUGGACCUUGACGAGGUGCAGGAUAUCUUCGAUGACAUCGCCUUCCACGAGGUCGACGAUCCGCCUGGCGCCGCCCCGGCGGAGGACGAGAUGCGCGAGGUGGGCGACGACGAGGAGGACGACGACGAAGAGGGCGACUGCAUGGAUACAUCUCUCGACGCCCCGCCUGGGCUGCCUGGGCCCGUGCCAGAUUCUUGGCCCAUUGUGAAUGCCAUGGCGUGCCCAUCGACAUCGACCGUCGACACGCGCCAACUUCUGGGUCUUGUUCGCCACGAUGACUGGUCCUUUUCUCGAGCUGGUGAAAAGCUUGGCACGAUAUAUUUUGGCCCCUUUGCCAGCGGGAACUUCAUGAGGGUGGUGUGCUCUGUUAAAUCACAUCGUAAAUGCUGCUUCAUGCUCCCAACGGCAUCCAAAGCAGACGGCUCGAUGAUCAUGCCGCAGGUGGAGAACGACAUGAUCAAGUGGCUCGCCUACGGGGCCGCUUGCGACGCCGACGCCCACGUCGUCGCGGGAGAGACGCUGCGAGAGUCGAAGUACAAGAUCAAGGUGAGGAGGAGGGCGCUGCGGCCGCCUGCGCCGGCUGGGGCUGGGGCCGGCGCUGGCGCUGGCGCGGCGAGUGCCGCUGGCGCGGCUUCCUCUGGCGCCGGUGGCGGCGCCUCCUUAGGCUGGCCCGCCCCGGCGGUGGCGGCCUCGCUCGCCGUCUUCGACGCGCUGGUGUCGGAGGCGAGCGCCCGGCAGCACAUCUCAGCCUGCGCGUUCAAGGACAUUGCAGAGGCCGGGGCGCUCGUGCUCAGGCUCCGUGACUUGACGACUCCUCUCGCCGCCAAGCUGCGGUCGGACGCAGCCGCGCUGUCCCCGUCGCCCGCGGGUAAGAAGCUCGUGGAGGCCGCGCCGCACCUGGAGACCAAGCCCGUGGCUGUGGCAGACGUGCUUUUCACCCGGGUCGAGAAGCAGUUCGCCGCUUUCGCCGACGAGGUGGAUAAGCUGGUGGCGGACCCGACUCUGCCGGGCUCGAGCGACAUGUUGCUGACUGCGCUGGGCGCCGGCGACGCGGUCACAGACGCCGCCAAGAGAGAGUUGCUGGCCGCCACCCAGAGCAAGCUCGACAAAAAGCUGUGGCGCAGGCACAUCACCCACGGGGAGAUGUCCAAGGUGCUGGGUGGCCUGGACGCGGUUUUCUGCGGCGGCGAUGACGUCGCCAUCGAGUGGGAUCGGCGGCGCGAGUCGAUCGCCGCCAUGUGCGGCGAAGCGGUCCAGAAGAUGCGCAACCGCGUGGCGAUCAACAUUGCCAUCAACGCGCUCUACAAGGUGCUGCCGCACGGGCACGUCCGCGCUUCGCAGACGGCGGCGGCGCGCGCCGACAUCGAGGGCAUGGGCGCGGUCAUCCCCGACCUGGUCGCGCUGGCGCUCGGCGGCUGCGGCGGCAGCGCCACGCCGCCGGCGCCGCCGCCGGCGGAGGAGGUGGAGGAGGCCGCUGGCGCGGCGGGCGGCCGCUAG
Messenger RNA from Prorocentrum cordatum, 3231 nucleotides. NCBI's taxonomy places the organism in Eukaryota, Dinophyceae, Prorocentrales, Prorocentraceae. The record is from the annotation of a GenBank genome assembly.